Ipomoea triloba (trilobed morning glory) is the source of this 793-nucleotide messenger RNA. Its product is annotated as pyrroline-5-carboxylate reductase-like. The coding region runs from base 1 to 654 and encodes 217 amino acids. Gene Ontology annotation, biological process: L-proline biosynthetic process. The transcript is spliced from 6 exons. The record is from RefSeq and is a predicted model, not a curated record. Lineage: Eukaryota; Viridiplantae; Streptophyta; Magnoliopsida; Solanales; Convolvulaceae. Gene Ontology annotation, molecular function: pyrroline-5-carboxylate reductase activity.
AUGUGCAUUUCCUAUGGAGAACAGGUUGUUGAAGAUAGUGAUGUGAUCAUAUUCUCUGUGAAGCCUCAAAUAGUUAAAGAGGUGGCAUCACAAGUUAAACCCAUUCUGACUGAGAAGCAACUUCUGGUGUCUGUUGCUGCAGGUGUCAAAUUAAAAGAUUUACAGGAAUGGGCAGGUAAUAGUAGAUUUAUUAGGGUGAUGCCAAACACUCCUGCAGCAGUUGGCGAGGCAGCUUCUGUGAUUAGCUUGGGGAGUGGCGCAACAAAAGAAGAUGGAGACCUGAUUUCAUUGUUGUUUGGAGCUAUUGGUAAAGUGUGGAAAGCUGAUGAGAAACUGUUUGAUGCAGUGACAGGUCUGAGCGGAAGUGGACCGGCUUAUAUAUAUUUAGCUAUAGAGGCAUUGGCCGAUGGAGGAGUGGCUGCUGGUCUUCCUCGAGACCUUGCACUCGGUCUAGCUUCUCAAACUGUACUAGGGGCAGCAUCCAUGGCAACCAAUGCAGGGAAGCACCCUGGUCAACUUAAAGAUGAUGUUACAUCACCAGGUGGGACUACCAUAGCUGGAGUUCAUGAGCUCGAGAAGGCUGGAUUUCGCGGGACAUUGAUGAAUGCUGUUGUAGCUGCAACAAAGCGCAGUCGAGAACUUUCUCCGAAUUAAUGCAACUUUUUUCUGCAUGCUCACAUACUAUCUGGCUUAGAAACUUAAAAACCUGCAAUCAGUUCUCUAUUUGACUGAUAAAUUGAGGCUCCAGGACCAUCUGUUUUGAGUAUCAAUCUCAUAUUUCUUAUUGAGCUAA